UAUUUUCCUGACAAAGGCUUCAGUUUGCAUAAAUUAUGAACUUUUUAUGGCGCAUUGCAGUUUGGCUAUUAUGGAUUGCGUUAAGCUUAAAUUCUCUAUAAAAGGCGCAAAACGCGCGCAACAAGGCAGCAACACAUAUUUUUUGCUUGCCGUGGUGCUGAAUCGGACAGCGACAGACAACAUGCACCCCCACCCAACCUCCACGCUGCAUUGUUUAUGCUUUGAAGUAAGAUGUGUGUGUGUGUAGUGGGUGUGAGGGUGCUCGUGUCUUCACAUACGGCCUAUAGCUGUCUUUUCCCCCCCGUGCCCUGAACGUCGUCAGGCAAUACGGUGGCUGUGACUUUUUCCUCACGCGCGCGCCCACAGGAACGUCAGCUUUCUUCCACUGUGCGCGCGCCACGCAGCCUGACGCAGCCGUACGGCGGCGGAUUCAUCGCUCGCUUUCUGUCACACACGGAAACAAAACCCACAUCACAUCAGUGGAGACAAAGGGGAGCAGGAAGCCGCGCAGGGGCGCCGGAGUCGGUAUAAUUCGCUUCUGAGUUAACUGCCAGGGGGCAGAGCGACGGAAAGAGCAUGUCUGGGUCCAAGAACAGCAUCCCCCAUCUGACGAGUGAAAGGCUGCUGAUCAAAGGAGGGCGAGUUGUUAAUGAUGACCAGUCUUUCUAUGCAGAUGUCUACAUUGAAGACGGGCUCAUCAAGCAGGUGGGGGAGAACCUGGUUGUUCCUGGGGGAGUCAAGGUGAUCGAGGCCAAUGGCCGCAUGGUGAUACCAGGUGGAAUAGAUGUUAACACCUGCCUGAUGAAGUCUUAUCUGGGCACACAGCCUGUUGAUGACUUCUUUCAGGGCACCAAGGCUGCACUUGCUGGGGGCACCACCAUGAUCAUUGACCACGUAGCCCCUCAGCCUGGUGACAGUUUGCUGGAGGCGUUUGAGCGCUGGCAGGAGGCCGCAGACAAGAAAGCCUGCUGUGAUUACUCUCUGCACGUAGACAUCCCCCAGUGGAAUGAAAAUGUUAAAGAUGAGUUGGAGCUUCUGGUGCAGGACAAAGGUAUCAACUCCUUUCAAGUAUACAUGGCUUAUAAGGAUGUGUACCAGAUGACCGAUUCAGAGCUGUAUGAGGCAUUCUCAUUUCUGAAGCAGCUGGGUGCUGUGGUGUUAGUUCACGCUGAAAAUGGUGAUCUUAUUGCUCAGGAACAGAAAAAAAUACUUGGAAUGGGAAUUACUGGCCCCGAAGGCCAUCCUCUGAGUCGUCCCGAAGAGUUGGAGGCUGAGGCGGUGUUCCGUGCCAUCACUCUUGGCAAUCGUGUGAACUGUCCUGUUUACAUCACAAAGGUGAUGAGCAAGAGUGCAGCUGACACUAUCACCCAGGCCCGGAGGAAAGGUUCGGUGGUUUUCGGAGAGCCAAUUACAGCUAGCCUGGCCACUGAUGGUUCGCAUUACUGGAGCAAAAACUGGGCCAAGGCUGCUGCCUACGUGACCUCUCCACCUUUAAGUCCUGACCAGACAACCCCGGACCAUCUUCACACCCUGCUGGCCUGUGGGGACCUUCAGGUCGUGGGCAGUUCUCACUGCGCUUACAGCACCUCCCAGAAAGCUAUUGGUAAAGAUGACUUCACCUUGAUCCCCGAAGGAAUCAACGGCGUUGAGGAGAGAAUGGGCUUUGUCUGGGAAAAGGCAGUGGCCAUGGGGAAGAUGGAUGAAAACCAGUUUGUGGCAGUCACAUCCACCAACGCUGCUAAAAUCUUCAAUCUGUACCCACGUAAGGGUCGGAUAGCUGUGGGCUCUGAUGCAGACAUUGUCAUCUGGGACCCUGACAGCGUCAAAACCAUCACUGCCAAACUCCAGCAGUCGGCUGCAGAAUACAACAUCUUCGAGGGUCUGGAAUGUCGCGGAGGUCCAGUGCUGGUGCUGAGUCAAGGCCAGGUGGUGUAUGAAGAAGGAAAGCUGCAUGCUCAGCAGGGCACUGGUCGAUUUAUUCCACGCAAACCCUUCCCAGAUUAUGCUUACCAGCGGGUAAAGUUCAGGAAUGAGGUAAAGCUUAAGCAGGGUGUAACUCGGGGGAUAUAUGAUGGCCCUGUAUAUGAUGUUGCUCCGACUCCCAAAUACAUUACUCCUUCUCCGUCAGCCAAAACCUCUCCCACCUCUCACCAGCCACCACCAAUACGUAAUCUUCACCAGUCCAACUUCAGCCUUUCAGGUGCACAGAUUGAUGACAAUAUCCCACGUCGCUCUGGCCACCGCAUUGUAGCACCCCCGGGUGGUCGCUCCAACAUCACCAGCCUUGGCUGAAUACUUGAAUACAUAUGAAGCACGGCUGGUGCGACGCUUCACCUACUGAGUGUGUGCGAGUGUAUGUGUACGACUGAGUGUAAGCGCAACAAUAUGAAUGAAUACCUUUGCAUUGUUUUGGCAUAACGUGACCGUUUCUGUUAUAUCGGUUUGUCAUGGUCACUCAGAACAAAAAAAGCACAUUUCUACUUCUAAUCCAAAAAAGGUGUGUGAGUUACAAUCAGAUAAAUAAUUCAAAACAAUAAAAAGUCACGUUCCAGGCGCGCGCACACACACACACACACACAUACACACACAGAUUCGGUGUUGGACCCCCUCCAACCAACCCGUCGCCCCAGUGUUAUGUCAUAAACUUAUUUCCUGUGAGCAUGACUUCCUUCUUAUUCUUCCUCACCUCCCACAUCUUACCGUGUGGGUCUGACAUGGUGCUCCUUUCCACCCACAUGGUGGACAGCUCAAGAAUUGUCAGAUUUCUUUCUGCAUCUGGUUCUAAUAUCUUGGCAAUAUUUGUUUCAUUGUGGCUCAAGCGGAUCAGUUACACUGCAUGGACGCGUCUUUAGAUGUUACACUACUUGUGGUUUAUUGUUGCAAUGGAGGAACACUUAAAAAUGAACUCAAAGCACAUUUGUAUUCAACAGCACAAGCAUAUUCUUAUAUUGGUAUAUGUAUGCUUUGAAAACCCUAACGACAUCCACUGUGGGUAGAGGCAGUUGUUACCUAGUUAAAAACAUAUUCAUGCAAUUUAAAUUACUGUAAAUUUUGAAAGGAAUGCAUUUUUUUUCUCCACCACCAGAUACUAUAUGCAAAUGUGUCAGUACUCUCUUACACUCUGUGUGAAAGUAGAUAAGCAGUCAAAGUGAAAACAGAAACAAGUGAACUAAAUUAAGUUCUAGAUUGAUGUACCUACAUAAUGUAGACUUCUCAGUGUGCGUGCUUAGUUUGCUGCCAAUCACUCCCACCAGAAUAAGAACUUUGUUGUAAUGACAUGCUGAACUCACUGCAGAAAAAGAACUUCAGCUGUCACCACAGCUUUUUAAAACUUUUCUGAAAAUGUUUUUUUUUUUUAAUCUUUUAUUGUUUCAGUUAUUUAUUUCUGGGCAUUUUCCUCAUUAUCGUACAUUUAGUGUUUCUGUGUUUUUGUUACUCUUGUCUGGUGUCACCAAUGGAACCACUUAAUAAAGACUGGACUGUUGUCAAAAAUGAUGGUAAAACAAA
Messenger RNA from Neolamprologus brichardi, 3507 nucleotides. RefSeq names its product collapsin response mediator protein 1 (gene crmp1). The record is from RefSeq and is a predicted model, not a curated record. Gene Ontology annotation, molecular function: hydrolase activity, acting on carbon-nitrogen (but not peptide) bonds, in cyclic amides. NCBI's taxonomy places the organism in Eukaryota, Metazoa, Chordata, Actinopteri, Cichliformes, Cichlidae. Gene Ontology annotation, cellular component: cytoplasm; cytosol.